Molecule: messenger RNA, 1137 nt
Organism: Cynara cardunculus var. scolymus (artichoke)
Lineage: Eukaryota; Viridiplantae; Streptophyta; Magnoliopsida; Asterales; Asteraceae
Product: ATP-dependent DNA helicase pif1-like
Exons: 1
Coding region: 1-1137 (378 amino acids)
Biological process (GO): telomere maintenance; DNA repair
Molecular function (GO): DNA helicase activity
Source: RefSeq, a predicted model, not a curated record
AUGGAUGAGGCACCAAUGGUUCAUAAGCAUGCAUUUGAAGCAUUAGAUAGAAGUAUGAACGAUAUUUUCAAUACUCAACGCAAUGGUGACUCACAUAUGCUUUUUGGGGGUAAGGUAAUUGUUUUUGGAGGAGAUUUCAGACAGAUUAUGUCGGUUAUUCCUAAUGCAGGUAGACAAGACAUCAUAAAUGCAUCAUUAAGUUCAUCUUACAUUUGGGAAAAAUGCAAAGUCCUAAGGUUAACUAGGAACAUGAGGCUAACUGCAAACAGUGGGAGUUCAGAAAUUGAACAAACAAGGGAUUUUGCAAAAUGGAUUUUAGACUUAGGAGAAGGAAAAGUUGUAGGUGAUAAUGAUGGUGAAGCAGUUAUUGAGAUACCUCAUGAUAUUCUCAUUACUGAUCGCGUCGAUCUUAUAUAUGUAUUAAUCGAAUUUGUCUAUCCCUCAAUUCUUGAAAACAUCAACAACUCAGCUUAUUUUCAAGAACGAGCAAUACUUGCACCAAAAAAUGAAGUCAUUCAAGAAAUAAAUGAUUGUUUGAUGUCAUUGUUUCCAGAAGAUGAAAAGGAGUACUUAAGUUCAGAUAUGCUAUGUGAAUCAGAGCACCUUCAUGAUGAGUUUGAUAAAACUUUGUACUCGCCUGAUGUUUUAAAUGGUCUUAAAUUAUCAGGAAUAUCAAUCCAUAAUAUUUUACUAAAAGUUGGUGUUCCUAUCAUGUUACUCAGGAAUAUUGAUCAAAAAUCUGGAUUAUGUAAUGGUACUAGACUGCGGGUGUUAACAUUGGGAAAUCGAGUAAUAGAAGCACAUGUUAUAUCUGGAAGCAAUAUUGGAAGUCGUACAUUCUUUCCAAGAAUGUCCUUAACACCUACAGACAAAAGGAUACCAUUCAAAUUUCAAAGGAGACAGUUUCCAAUUGAUGUAUGUUUUGCUAUGACCAUUAAUAAGAGCCAAGGACAAUCAUUAUCAAAAGUUGGUUUAUUUCUAAGACAACCAGUCUUCACGCAUGGUCAGCUAUAUGUUGCUUUAUCCAGAAUCAAAAGCAAGCAAGGUUUGAAAGUACUAAUUAUGGAUGAUGAUGAUGAUAUUAUUGACAGUAAAAUAAUGAAUGUUGUAUACAAAGAAGUGUUUAGUAAUAUAUGA